GGAGCUCGUUCCCACUAAAUGAAUGCUUCUGAACUCGCCCAGAAGAGCAAGGAGGAGACGGCAAGUGCCCUCCCACUAUAGAACGGACCGUGACACUGCCGGAGGCUUUGGAGAAAGAAUAUGGUGACCCGCUGAAUACUUCGGAUAAGAGAAGACAGUAUGUUUUGUGUGUUUUGAAAGUGUUAAUUGAGAGACAGCAACAGGCGGUGAGUAAAUUUAAGAAAGACUUGUGGCUCAGAGGUUGGAUGUGAAUGAUUCAUCUCAUCGCACUGGGAAAAUCCUCAGAAGACACCGCUGACCGCUUCCAAUCCCUUUCCCUCUGAAUUUGUCCACCAAAGUCACUACUCCUACAUCCCUUCGGCUUGUGUGAUUUAGUGUUGCUUUUUUUGCUACAGUUUUUACUCCCAUAUCAGAGAGGAGCUUUGAAGUUCUCAUCCAUCAUUUGUCUUUCUGCUCACCAUUGCAAGUUCGGCUUAGCUGUGUCAGUCAUACAGUUAGCCUGGCUUUUCUCCACAGCUCAACUGCUUGUCAGAACAGAAACACAUUUUUUCUAGCGGGAGACCGAUUGACCCCUCCACUUCAGCUUUGAGCUCUCAUCUUCCCCCCACUCUCCACUAUAUUUGAUCUGCAUCCAGUUGGGUAGACGAGUGGCACAGUUCCAAACUAGUGUAAAAGGGGCCCGUGUACCCUACAGAGGAGACACACGAACACUGCCUUAUUGCUGUCCAGCUAUUCUGUCCAGUGGCCAGAUUGUGCUGCCUGGUGAAGGAACAAAAAAUGUCUACCAAGGUACCCAUCUACCUGAAGCGGGGGAGCCGCAGAGGGAAGAAGGAGAAGCUUCGCGACAUCCUGUCUUCAGACAUGAUCAGCCCGCCCCUGGGGGACUUUCGACACACCAUCCACAUUGGGAGUGGGGGCGGGGAGAAUGACCUGUUCGGGGACCUGUCCUUCCUGCAGGGGAAGUUCCACCUGCUCCCCGGCCGGCAGGGCCACGGCCUCUCCCAGUGCCCCAGCCUGUACGGGGAGCGGCACCUCAACCGCCCCGCCAGUGUUUGUGGAGACCCACACUCCCAUGAGGGCUCGCUCCUACUGAAGAACGCCAUCUCUCUGCCCAUCAUCGGGGGUGUCCAGGCCCUCACACUGCCGGCCCCGAUCCCCUCUCAAACCCAUUCCCAGAUCCCCCCACCCAAGCCUCCCAGGCUGCACCUGGACAACAAGAACAUGACCCUUCCUCUCUCCAGAAGGGACCGCUCCCCGCACCUUGUCCACUCCUCCAACAAGACCUCUGUUCUAACCCCUCCCUCUCCCAAAGCCUCGCCUGAUGCAGAGAGAUGUGACACUGAGGACACGGCCCAGGAUAGACCCUACCUGUCCCACGCCAGCUCCUUGCUCUCCUUGCACCUGGACUUGGGGCCCUCCAUCCUGGAUGAAGUGUUACAGAUCAUGGACAACCAACGUCUGGGCCUCAGUGGGGCCGGUCUGCAUGUGGGACGACAAGGAAUCUUCACCUGAGGGACUUGGCUGUGCAGCACAGUGAGCAAGCCCAAUUCCCACCUCCUCAACACCUAGAACCAUGCCUGACUGGAUUACGUCACGAUGGAACACUUUUUAUGAAGCCCUUUUUGGACUUUUUACUGUUGGUUUGUUACCUUCAAGCCUUUUAUACUGUAUGAGUCACACAACAGCCGUGAGCCAUCUCCCAUGAAAACUGGUUUAUCCUGUAGCUGCUUUAAGGGGGCAUUAGUUGCUGGUUAAUAUAAAAUAAAACAAUAAUCAGUUUAGACUGAUGCACCUGUGAGUGCCUUUAAAGUAUGUAUUUUUAUAACUGAAUAGUUUUUGUCCUUACACACCUUGUUUUUAUUCUGAAACUUAUAAGCUACAGUCCUCCAGACCAGAAUACACUGUGAUUGAGUGGGCAUCCAACCUGUGAGACAGACUAUGGCCACUUUUUUUAGAUUCUUAUAAAGAACACUCCAGAGAAAAAAAUUAAUGUAUAGCUUCUCUUAAAAAAUAAUGUGUAAUGUAAUCUGAAUCACAAGGGUGAGAUCAGAAAAUGUAAUGCUUUGUGUGUGUGAAGUGGGAAUAUCAAGCAUUCUGCCUGCACCACACAAUAUAUUGGGUUUCUUUCAAGAAAUAGUUAAUGUCCAUGUUAAUUUUUUUUUUUUUCCACAAAAAUUGGGGUUUCAACUUAUAAUAUGUUUUAAAUCAGAACACAAACACAAACAUAAUCUUUCUUAAAAUAGGAAAGACAUUUAAAAAUAUUUCAGUAUAUGUUCACGAGAGGAAACAAAAAAUUCACUACAGAUGUCAAACACUACAGAUCACAGCGGGGCAACUCAGUGGAUCAAUACAAGAUAUAGGAUGCACUACAUAUACAGGGAUAAUGUGAAUAUAGAUUUUUCAGUUUUUGAAUUUGGGCACAGUUGAAGAAUUGCAUGCCUAGAUAAGGCCAUGAAUAUCUGCCGUGUAUCACAGCACCCAAGUCAUUUCUUUUUGAAGUUUUAUAUUUCAUUGAUUCAUAUUUCUGAAAUAUUUUAUUGUGAAAUAUUGAUGGACCUUCGGGUUGUCAAUUAUCUGGAGGAGUGGCUUUGUUUUGUCAACCAGACUUGACAACAAAAUCUUAAAACAGUCUGUGACCAAUAGAGGUAAUCAGCCGGAAAUGUUUGUGCCUCAACUUACCAGGGGAUUUUAGAAGGACAUGACACUUUCUGAGCACUCUUACUCACUUUGGGCUGUGACUUUCCCAUACUCUUUUGAAGGCUUACUCUAGAAAUUGUACACUUUCACUGUUCUGUUACAUUUUAACCAACUUUAAUAUACAAUUUCCUGAAUUCUGUUUCUUUUCUCUUCAUCAUAUUGAAUGAACCGAGUGAAAAUUUAGAAGUGAAAAUGUUUUACUUCUCAGCUUAAGAACCGAUGAAUGCCAUUCUUGUUAUCUACUUGUAUUUGCCUCCUUUAUUUCUUGCCAUUUUGACAGUGUUUCUUUUAUUUUCCUGUUAAGGUCUUGAGAAUACUCUGUAAUUUCAAAUCCAUUAAGGCUCCACACAGCCAAAUGAUCAUCUCACACAAAUAACUGUUUCUGCAUUGUAGUAAACAUUGUACUAAACCUUUUGAGUCACUAUUAAUUAAAUAAUUAGUAGUGUAUUUUGUUGCACUACUGCACUGUUGUAACCUAUUAUAAAUAUAUGGAGAUAUUUUUACUUAGGUUAAAGAAACAAUGGGUUGAUUCUUUGUUGAAAGCUACUAUUCUUAUAAAUAAACACCUCAUUUCUUGCCCUAAA
Messenger RNA from Anguilla anguilla (European eel), 3281 nucleotides. Its product is annotated as cdc42 effector protein 2-like. NCBI's taxonomy places the organism in Eukaryota, Metazoa, Chordata, Actinopteri, Anguilliformes, Anguillidae. The transcript has 2 exons. The coding region runs from base 778 to 1512 and encodes 244 amino acids. The record is from RefSeq and is a predicted model, not a curated record.